Messenger RNA from Diatraea saccharalis (sugarcane borer), 3156 nucleotides. NCBI's taxonomy places the organism in Eukaryota, Metazoa, Arthropoda, Insecta, Lepidoptera, Crambidae. The record is from the annotation of a GenBank genome assembly.
AUUGAUCAUAACAGACGUGUGUAAAUAUAUUUCUUAUCUUAUGGAUAAGUUGUGCUAUCUCACUGUAGAUAACUCUAGUUAUUGUGUUCUCACGGAGCAAACCUCACGGUGAACUUAUCGAAAAUAUUUUAAAACUUGUAAAUAUUAGAAUUAAAUAUAACAUAUUUUAAGUAAAAAGUGUAUAAACCCUCGGAAUUAUUGCUGUAUCAGAAUUUGAGUGGCAGCUGCAACAUAUUGCAGUUUCAGAUGUAAAAUUUAAGCGUCUCAACUAAGACUUAUUAGAUAACUUUCCAAUGGAUUUUGACCCGCCCCAAUCCCGUAGAGGCAGCAGGUCACGAGCUCUAGAAAGAUCUUUAAGCUAUUCUGAAGCUAUCGGAAAUGGUUCUGGCAGGUCAUCAAUAGAAAUCCCCCGAAUCGAUAACACAGAUGUAUAUUAUAACGAAGAACUGAAAAAGCACUAUCGAAUAUCACAAACCUACGUUGAAGGCAAAGAAAUUGUGUUCCCAUCAAUUAUAACUAAUAUUGACACUAAAGAAACUAUACCUUCUAGUGGUGAAGGACUGCUUACUGAUGCAUCACAGUAUUCUAGUGAAGAUGAACAAACAGACGGAGGGAUCGUUAUGACGAUAGAUGUUGAGCACGACAGUCCAAGGACUUCUGAAUCAACAACAAGACAUCAUUUGUCUGAUGUAUCAACACAGCCUAUGGCCAGCCUUCAGACUGACAGUGAACUUUAUGAUAGGAUUGAGUACGCAGACGAUAUUUAUAGUGAUAUAGGAACCUCCCAUACUUUAGGACCUUCAGCUUCACAAAGAUAUUCUGCGCCAUACACAAGAAGAAGUAAAAAUAGCAAAAAGCAACGAUUUCAACGCGGAAGACCGACUCGUUCAAGACGAGUGGUAUUCAAAAACGGAGAUGAGAAUGUCCCCGUACGAAGAAACAUACCGUCAAAAUCAAUUAAAUAUAUGAGGGACAUCGUGAACACUGUUAUAAACAGUAAAUGGCGAUUUCUUUUACUGUCUGUGGUCCUCGCCCACUUCGUAUUCUGGUUCAUUUUCGCCGGAAUUUGGUACGCUGUAGCCAUGUCUUACAAGGAUGAUGAUGGAAGGGAUCACUGCGUCAAUGGAACAUCUUCCUUCGCUGGACUGCUGAUGAUGUCAGUUGAAACUCAGAUGACAAUAGGGUAUGGAGUAAGAUUCCCGAACGAAGAAUGUCCCGAAGCAAUAAUCAUUAUGGUACUAGAGAUAGUAGCUGGCACAGCCUUAUCAGGUGGACUAAUCAGUUUACUGUUCACGAAAAUGGUCAGACCAAACAGACACGUAACUGAUGUUGGGUUUAGCAAGAAAGCAGCAGUGUGCCUUAGAGAUGGCCAACUGUGUCUACAAUUCCGAGUAUGGGAUCUCACAAAUAUUCACAUCAUCGCAAGUACCAUAACAGCUUACAUGCUCAAACCUAUCAGGACCCUUGAAGGCGAACUGGUGCAUAACUACAUCCACCAAUUAAAAUUAAAGCAAGCAAAUGCAUUCCUCUUGUGGCCUAUUACGGUUGUGCAUGUUAUUGAUUCAGAAAGUCCACUCUACGACUUAUCUGCUCAAGAUAUGAUGGAUUAUAGAUUUGAGAUAGUGGUUUGCCUAACUGGAUCAUCCAAGAACAUGGGUACUGUCACCCAAAGCAGAACUUCGUAUCUUUCCAAAGAAAUUAUCUGGGGAUAUAGAUUCAAGAAUGUGCUGUCAUACUGUAAGAAGAAAGAAUCAUACGUGAUCGAUGUCGAUCACUUGGACACAGUCGAACAGGUCGAUACGCCUUUAUGCUCCGCAUCCCAGCUCAAAUGUGUGGAAGUUGACAUACAGUCUUCUGAACAGAUUAUAUCAACGCCUACGUACAUGUCCAUAUCGCCAUCUAAUGUGUUUUUCGUUAGGGAUAACUCAUCCCUAAAUAGGGAGAGCUCAUCUUUAACAAGAGACGAUUCUUCACAAGCAGCGGAGUCGUUACCGUCUACACCAAGCUUCAGCAGGAAUGGAACACAGAGAAGUUUUGGUUGGAACUUUAAAAGAUUUCGAAAUGACAAGUUGUAUAAAUAGAUAAUUUGUAUAAAUCUAGUCUUAUUAAACUCAUAAAGGCGAAAGAUGUUUUUAUUUGUUGGUUAUGUGUUUACGUCUACGAUAUAUAGGUAGAAUAUAUCGUAGAUAAAAUAUAUAGGUAGAAAAAAAAUAAAAUACAAAAAUGAAAAUUUGGAAAGGAGAUAAUACGGAAUGAUGAUGUAUAUUAUAAAAUAUAGAAUAUGAAUAUAGAAUAUAAAGUAAUAAAAAGCAACUUAUUCAUUUUUAAAAAUAGGUCAUUAUCGGUGAAUUUUAACGUUUAUUAUUUAAAAUAAUGUAACAUUUGUAAGUUUCUAUGUGAUAAUUUAAUAAAUAAUUAAACAUAAUUUUUACGCUGAUCGUAACAUUAUUUCCAGAUACUUUAAAAGCAAACAAAAUGACUAAGAUAUUAUUGAUGACACCAAAAAUUUUUUUAAUUACAUUACUUGAUAAGUAUAAUGAUUUAUGGUAAAAUCGCUAGUGUUCGGUUAUUUUUAGACGGUGACUUAGAUUCAUAAAUGUUUAUUAUAAAAAUAUUUUUGUACAACAAGAAAUUGAAUAUCGUUUUUAGAGGCAACAUUAUAAAAGAGUGGCAUCAAUCAUCACUAAGAUGCUCACCUGUCAGCAAAGGACAUAUUUGAGCUUUUUUAAUAAGCAGGUAAAUAAUGAAAAGAAAAUGUUAACAUUGUCCGGUAUUACAAUACAUUUCUUGUCCGAAUCCAAUAUAUAUUUGGACGAUUUUCAAGAAAAAACAAUAUAUAAAAAACCACGCGCAAUUAACCUAUGAAGGUUAAGUAGGUCAUUGAACUUAAUUUCGCAUAUGGUAUUGUUUUUUACUGGAUCUAACAGUAAAAUGUCUGGUUAAUAUUAAACUCCCUGUGUGGUGUAAGCAAAUACUCAGUUUGUUUUGGUAACGUAUAAUUUAAUGAAUGAUUAACAUAUUGCAGACGCUUAGACAAAUAAGGUUGACUGUAGGACAUUGCAGUUUUUUUUUGUUCAGAUACUUUACGGCUGUAAACAUCGUAUUGACUUAUUAUAAACAAAUGGUUCGCAUGAAAGUCAAAGUUAAAAAUAACAA